Molecule: messenger RNA, 5814 nt
Organism: Mizuhopecten yessoensis (Yesso scallop)
Lineage: Eukaryota; Metazoa; Mollusca; Bivalvia; Pectinida; Pectinidae
Product: multidrug resistance-associated protein 1-like
Exons: 32
Coding region: 49-4911 (1620 amino acids)
Biological process (GO): transmembrane transport
Cellular component (GO): membrane
Molecular function (GO): ATP hydrolysis activity; ATP binding; ABC-type transporter activity
Source: RefSeq, a predicted model, not a curated record
UAUAGUUGUGUAGGCCUUCCUUGUGAUGUUCGCUCUCAUAUUUUCAAGAUGGAAGGGGGUAACAGUUCAACAGAGUUUUAUCUGUUUGAGAAUAUUUGUGGAAAUUCACCUUUUUGGACAAAUGCUGUGCUGAAGUCGGAAGCUCCUAAGUUUACUUCUUGCUUUCAAACAACAGUACUAGAGUGGGCUCCCUUUGCAUGGCUUGCCGUCACACUUCCGAUAUACACCGUGUGUCUUUGUUUUCGCCCCAAAACGUUCCCUCUACCACUGACGGCGAUUAGUAUUACCAAGACGGUCGGAUGUGUCGUGUUGCUAGCACUGACACUGCUACAGAUAUGGGCGGUCGAGGAGGAGGGAUGGGAACACAUAUCGGAUAUAACGACGCCUACAAAUAUGACCACGCCCACAAACAUUACGUCAGCAGGAAUCUAUGAUCCCCCAACAUCGUUUUACCUCGGAAUUAUACUUCGCGCAGUUUCACUAGUUGUGGUGGGAGUAUUUAUCCAGUACGUAAGAUGUUACGGGGUCGUCAGUUCCGGGGUAUUGUAUUUCUACUGGGUACUGUUGUUUGUUUGUGGAAUAAUACCACUACAGUCGGCCAUAUCAUAUCAGGCAGACUCCACGAGCAGUAUACUCCACUACGUAUACAUGGCGGUCCUAUGUGUACAAUUUAUCCUCCAUUGUUUCGCCGACACACGUUCAGGACAGCUGUACCAAGAAGUUGGAGAGGAUGGCCCGCCCUGUCCGGAUGAACACUCCUCUGCAUUGUCCCUAUUUACCUACUUUUGGUUGACUCCAAUCGUGAUCAAAGCUUUUAAGUCAAAGAUGGGUAUGGGGGAUCUCUGGGAACAGACACCACGUCUUAAGUGUGAGAAUGCUGUGUAUGAACUAGGAAAGGCCUGGGACACACAGCAACUCAAGGCAAACAUUGCAAACAGAAAAGCCAUUAGUACAGUUAGACGAGACACUCGACACAAGAUCGUGGCGAAUGGAUUUGCCAGAUCGGGUGAGGACACGCCCCUCCUGACGUCAAACCACAUCACUUCUGAAGACACUGAUCCUUCCGCCACCGCGCCAAAGAUAAAGAAGGCGUCGCUGUACUGGUCUUUGUUUAAGACGUAUGGACCAAUAUGGAUUGUCACUGUUUUCAUCAAACUUAUCAGUGAUAUCACUGCUAUGCUUCAACCUGUUAUACUUGGGAUGAUAGUAUCCUUUAUCGAAGCGAAGGCGGAGAAUCGAGAUCCUAUAUGGGUAGGAUAUGGGCUGUCCUUAUUGUUCGCUCUUGUCGGGGAGGUAGAAACACUAGUCUACAACGCCUCACUCCAUGUCAACAUGGCAAUCGGCAUCCGGGUCAAGUCGGCGCUUAUUGGUGCUAUCUACCAGAAGUCUUUAAGAAUGAGUAACUCAGUGAAGAAGGACUUCACAGUCGGAGAGAUUGUAAACCUAAUGUCGGUUGACUGUCAGAGGAUCCAGGACGCCUUCGCCUUCCAUCACUGGAUAUUCUCCUUCUUCUCCAUCACUGCUCUAGGUUUGUAUUUGGUUUGGGACUCCAUGGGAAACGGCAUGUAUGGUUGUAUUGUCAUUGUCAUCAUCUUCUCCAUACUAAAUAUCUACUUCGGCCGACUUCAAGAAAGAUACCAACAAGGUCUUCUCAAACUGAAGGGAAACAGGAUGAAACUUCUCAAUGAGGUCCUCGGUGGAAUCAAGGUCCUUAAGAUGUACGCGUGGGAAAAAACGUUUACAGAAAAGAUCAAGGCGAUAAGAAGUCAGGAGAUGGGUUUUCUAAGGAAAAUUGCCGUCGUUACUGCAGUGUCUGUCCUGCUGGCUGUCCACAGUCCAUUCUUUAUGAACUUUGCUAUCUUGCUGAUUUACAUGUUAGCCGAUCUCUCCCAGUAUCUGGACGCCACCACCGCAUUUACAAUUAUAUCUGUCGUCAACGUUAUUCGAUAUCCAAUAGCGUUAUCUCCCUUUGUUAUCACUUCCUGUAUACAGACAUAUGUUUCCGUCGAUCGCAUCCAGAGAUUUCUGUGGGAAGAUGAUUUAGAAUCCGAAAAUGUGAAGCGUGUCACCCACGGUGAUCACGCGGUCAGCAUUCGUCACGGUCGGUUUACUUGGGAUAUCCAGGAUCAGACGACAACACUGACGAACAUCGACUUUGAUGUACCAGAGGGUAGUUUGGUGGCGGUGGUGGGAAUUGUCGGUUCUGGCAAAUCUUCGCUCAUCUCAGCGGUAUUAGGGGAACUGGAAAAAUUGGAAGGGGAGGUCACUCUAAAGGGGUCGCUUGCGUACGUACCCCAGGAGGCGUGGAUACAAAACAUGACACUUAGAGACAACAUAUUGUUUGGAAAGGCACACAGAGAGAAGAAGUAUCGGAAAGUCUUGGAAGCUUGCCAACUUAUUCCUGACUUAGGUAUACUGUCCGCAGGGGACCAGACUGAGAUCGGACAAAAGGGUAUCAACCUGAGUGGUGGUCAGAAGCAGAGGGUCAGUCUGGCUAGAGCGGUAUACAACAAUGCUGACGUCUACUUACUGGACGAUCCUCUCAGUGCAGUGGACAGUCACGUGGGCAAGGCGUUGUUCCAGCAAGUCAUCGGCAACGAAGGACUACUCAAAAACAAGACCCGUAUCCUAGUGACCCAUGGCGUCCACUGGCUUCCUAACGUGGACAGGAUCAUCGUCAUGGACGGUGGUCAGAUAUCUGAGAUAGGCACUUACGAGGAACUCCUACAACAUAAUGGACCGUUCGCUCACUUCCUACAAACUUUCCUCUUACACGACGACGACAAAGACGACGAAAAAGAUGAUGAAGAAACAGGGACAACCCGUCGACGAAGGACAUUAUCCGUACAGGAAAUAAAGGACAAGAUGUGGGAACAAAUAGAGGAGGUCAUGUCUGAUGGCUUGACUACGUCAGAUGAUACCAUAACCAUAGAGGGACUGUCUCGGCGGCAAAGUGUCAGAAAAAUCUCCAAGAAUGGCUCCUUAGUGCCAUCAAAAUUGUUGACAAGGGCAAUAUCUCGACAAAUGUCAAGAUCGAUUUCGCGAUCAAUGACGAGGUCAAUGACAAAAGCAGACGACAAUACAUUUGGACAGCUGAUAACAGAGGAGGGGACAGAGGAAGGAGCGGUGAAAUGGGGUGUAACACUCGCCUACCUCAAAUCGAUGGGAGUGUUUGCAACAGUGUUUGCAUUGUUUAUGAUGACCGUAUUCCAAAUCCUGAAUGUGUACUCGACAUUCUGGAUCACUGGGUGGACAUCUGACGAGUACCUUGUCAACACGAGUCACCAAGGGGAGGACGAGUACAUCGACAAAAACAUCUACUACCUCGUGGUAUAUGGUAUUUUCGGCAUCGCACAAGGGAUCUGUCUCUUCAUUUUUGCCAUCAUUUCGCUUAUGCGGAUUGUGCAAGCAAACGGACGUCUUCAUGCGAAGAUGUUAAACUGUACGUUCCGGUCCCCGAUGUCAUUUUUCGAUACGACACCUAUCGGUCGAAUUAUGAACCGUUUCUCCAGUGAUAUAGACGUGUUAGACGACCGCAUGUCUCGGACCUACAGAUUGCUGACAAUUUUCCUGUUUGUGCUGGCGUCCACAGUCGUUGUUAUCUCUAUCACGACACCAAGCUUCCUCAUCGCUCUUGUCCCUGCUGGAGUUGUCUACGUUCUCUUUCUAAGAUUCUACCUUCCGACAGCCCGUCAGCUGAAGAGGAUAGAGUCAGUGACUCGUUCGCCGGUAUACAAUCACUUCAGUGAGACCAUCACGGGCGCUAGUGUAAUACGAGCGUACCAGGCAUCCGAGCGAUUUAUAGAGGAAUCUCAGAAACGGGUAGACAAGAACGCCGCCUUCUACUAUGCCGCUAAUGUGUCGGCAAGAUGGAUCAGUGUCGUUGUGGAGACCAUCAGUAACAUACUGGUGUUUGCCGCGGCGCUGUUCGCCAUCAGUGCACCAGAACUGAGUGGAGGAGACGUUGGCCUCACCCUCACUUACUCUUUGCAGAUUGUUGUUGGUUUAGCGUUAGUGGUGUUCGGUGUCAGCGAGAUGCAGAUGAACAUUGUAUCUACGGAACGCGUGGUGGAAUAUACGGAUAUGCCAGCAGAGGCUGAAUGGAUCAGAGAUGACUUUCGCCCUCCCCCUAUGUGGCCUCACGCCGGGAGUAUCAAGUUUGAGGGCUACACUACAAGGUACCGCCCCGGACUGGAGCUUGUUCUCAGGGGCAUAGACUGUGAGAUACAGAGUGGGGAGAAGAUUGGAAUAGUUGGAAGAACUGGGGCCGGAAAGUCGUCUCUGACUGUCGCCUUAUUUAGACUCAUUGAGUCAGCAUCCGGGACGAUAUCUGUAGACGGGAUACGGACAGCAGACCUUGGACUGCAUGAUCUAAGGCCGAACAUCACAAUAUUGCCACAGGACCCUGUGUUAUUCUCGGGGCCUCUAAAAUCCAACCUGGACCCGCUAAGCAGAUUUACGGAUCAUGCAAUUUGGAAAGCGUUGGAGUCCGCCCAUAUGAAGUCAUUUGUUCAGAAUCAACGAGAUCAGCUCUAUUAUGAAUGUGGAGAGGGCGGGAUGAACUUGAGUGUAGGCCAGAGACAGCUUGUGUGUCUCGGUCGAGCCCUGCUCCAUAAAAAUAAGAUUCUAAUAUUGGAUGAGGCUACCGCCGCUGUUGAUAUGGAGACUGACGAACUCAUACAACAGACGAUACAGAGCGAGUUCGAGGAGUGCACAGUACUUACCAUCGCCCAUAGACUUAACACUAUCAUGGAAUACGACAGAGUGAUGGUUCUAGACAAAGGUCUAAUCGCAGAAUUCGAAACACCGCGGGCCCUUCUGCAGGACACCACAAGUGUAUUUUACGGAAUGGCAAAAGAUGCGGAACUUACAGACUGGUUUGAAAAUGACAAAUAUGCCAAGAAAAUGUAAACGAACCUGCCUAAUUAAAUCCAAGAGGGAAUGUAUCAAACUAUACACUAAUUCGUUGUGACGCAUGUUGUAGUAAACGCAAAAUGAUUUAGGUAAUGUUAGAUGAAGGUAAUAUCCGCACCUUUUGCGAGGCUCUUCAGAGAAGCUUGUUUUGAGGAAGUCUGUUUUGACAUUUUAGUUUUCUACACAAUAUUACUCCACUCGAAAUUUCGACUGGACUAUUAGUUAAUUAAUGUAGAAAUUUUGAAGUGUACAUUAAAAUUUCUGACUACUGAGCUAAACAUCGAAUUUACUGACAUUAACAUGGAUUAUUUUAUCUUUAUAAAAAGCAAUAUAGAUAUUUUAAUCAAACAUCAUUUUGGACCAUCAUUAUGAACUUUGAUAAUAAAAAUGCAAUGUUUUAAAAUGUUUUGUUCUUCAAUUGACGAUAAUUAAUAAGACAUUCAUAAGAUGUUUGCAUUGAUGAAAAUAGCCAAAUGUAGGCAUCAUCACGUACGGACAUCUUUCGAACAAUGUUUUCUCUGUAACAUGACGUCUGUUGUUCCUGUUUCCAUGUUAACAUAAUCCGAACACGUCCUUUUUACGAGAAGGGGGCGUAACUCUAUUUGAAAAAGAAAAACAAGCAGAUAUGGUCUACAAUAAUCAUUUAAUCAUAUAUGUGUAUAAGCAUUUUAGGAGAUGCAGUGAAGAUACAUGUUUUAUGUAAAUGGGACAUUACUCCGUAUACAUGUUGUGAAAUGAACGAAGUGAAUAAUUGCAUACACGUUAAUGAUGUGUAAACAGUUUUGUUGAAUUCGGUCUUGUAGUUGAGUAGUGAAUGACCGAUCAAUUAGUCAAAGUUAUUUAAACCAACUUGCCAACAAUGGUCGGAAUAAGAAAUUAUUGGUGGAUUAAAGCUACUUU